GCCUGAUUUGAACGCCCAGGUGAAUAAAUUCAUGCUAAUUUAGCAAGUUUGUUAUUUUACAACUGAAUCGAUUUAAAACUGCGUGUGAUUUAAACGAUUUAUAUGAAAUCGCCUCAUUAUUUCUAUCCAGUUAUUUAAGGUCUAUCCAGGUGCAUGCUGGGAUUGCUGGGUCUGUUUGGCGCUGGUCUCCUUGUGACGUCACGGGGUGCCACUGUCCUCGCAUGCAGAUCAGCAUUCACACAUGUGUGUGAACACGCUUACACACCACGGUUCACCAGGCAGGUCUCCAACAUGGCCCAGUCACUCAGGUACUUAGGUCAAGAGGAAGCUCAGCGCAUCGAUGAGGAACUGUUCUCUGAGUACAGCUUCAGUGUCGAUCAGCUGAUGGAGCUCGCUGGACUCAGCUGUGCUACAGCUGUUACUAAGGCAUAUCCAAUGCAGUCUCUGCUCAGACUCCCUCCCCGUGUGUUAGUGGUUUGUGGUCCAGGUAAUAACGGAGGUGACGGUCUGGUCUGCGCUCGGCAUCUCAAACUGUUUGGAUAUGAACCAGCAGUUCUUUACCCGAAACGACCAAACAAACAGCUUUUCAAGAAUUUAACCACUCAGUGUGAGAAGAUGGAGAUUCCCUUUCUGUCUGAAAUGCCAGAGGCUGAUGAGGUGGAUGAGGUGUAUAAUGUGGUGAUCGACGCCAUCUUUGGUUUCAGUUUUAAAGGAGCGGUGCGCGAGCCGUUCGCUGACAUUUUAUCCACUCUGAAGAAGAUCAGCGCUCCGAUCGCUAGCGUGGACAUCCCCUCAGGUUGGGAUGUAGAGACCGGAGACUCUGAUGGGAUUCAGCCUGACCUGCUCAUCUCUCUCACCGCUCCCAAGAAAGCAGCGUCUCACUUUCAGGGCCGUUAUCACUUCCUGGGCGGGAGAUUUGUUCCUCCAGCCCUGGACAGGAAGUACGCUCUGAACCUGCCACAGUAUCAGGGGACGGAGUGUGUGCUCAGACUCAACUGACCAGCAACACUGACAGACACACUUACAGAGACAGACACACACACACUUACAGAGACAGACCCACACACUCUUACAGACAGACACACACACACACACUUAGACAGACACACACACACACUUACAGACAGACACACACACACACUUAGACAGACACACACACACACUUACAGACAGACACAUACACACACACACACACUUACAGACAGACACACACGCACACACUUACAGACAGACACGAAAAACACUUACAGACAGACACACGAAAAACACUUACAGACAGAAACACACACUUACAGACAGACACACACGCACUUACAGACAGAAACAAACACACACACUUACAGACAGACUGACCGCAGGGUUAAGCACUGAACACUCAGACAACUUCCUUUACAUGGCAGUGAGAUGUUUCUCUCUGUGUUAAAGUGUUUAAACCUUUUGUUAAUCUUUGAAUCUCAUUAAAAGUUGUGGCCUGAAAUAAA
Molecule: messenger RNA, 1481 nt
Organism: Tachysurus vachellii
Lineage: Eukaryota; Metazoa; Chordata; Actinopteri; Siluriformes; Bagridae
Gene: naxe
Product: NAD(P)HX epimerase
Exons: 7
Coding region: 154-999 (281 amino acids)
Cellular component (GO): mitochondrion
Molecular function (GO): NAD(P)HX epimerase activity
Source: RefSeq, a predicted model, not a curated record